ACUUGGUUUUCCCACAAUGCAGUGCGCUUCUGUCAUGGCUGCUCACUGACACUACUUGCACCACAUGGGUGGAAAUAAACAUCAGCUGUGUGUCUUGUAGGAGCCGAACGGUGAGGUUUUCGUGUGUCUAUGGGUCGGUGUCCUCCGUCAUGCUGCCGGACGUCGAGCUGUGCGUUCUCCGUGGCUUUUUCACGGCCACUGAGGCGGCGGAAUGGAAGCAGAAUAUCACUUCUGAAGAGGUGGGCUCACUGCUGCAGUCUUUGAUGGAGGGAGACUUCAAGGCUGUUCUGCUAAGCCCCCAGGUUUUAGAUCUGCUGACUGGAGAUAUUACCUGCAACAGUGGGGAGAACAUCGAGGACUUCCUGGAGAGAAGGGUCUUGCUGUACUUGAACACUGUUCCCAAUGACAAUGCAGCUACCAGGGAGGUGGUGCUGAUGGUCGUUGCUGUUGCUUGUCUCCAUAUGUUUGCUCAGAGUAACUGGACCGGUCCUCCAAUCACUUUCAGUGUCCCAGACUUGCUGCCCACUGGUCUCCUCUCUUCUCAGCCAGAAAACCUGGAUGAGGCUUUCCAGGCAAGUUUGCUUCUGGACGGAGAGUCAGUCUACAGCCUGGUGGUGAACCCCUUCCUUCUCCUGCUGGCCAGAGUGAUUCUGGUCAAAUGCUUCAAGAAGAUGGACAGUCUCCAGUUUGUCUCCUGGUGGACUUUACGUUACAUCAGCCUGCACCAGCAAAUCUUGGAGGCACGUUCUGCACAGCUCCUCAGCUUGGCACAGAUCUGCAUGGACAGUGGUAAGGAUGUGUUGCUGAAGCUGUGCAAAGCAAACUGAAAGUGUUUUGUUCUAACAAAUAAUGGGAAC
Messenger RNA from Thalassophryne amazonica, 857 nucleotides. Its product is annotated as tetratricopeptide repeat protein 27-like. NCBI's taxonomy places the organism in Eukaryota, Metazoa, Chordata, Actinopteri, Batrachoidiformes, Batrachoididae. Bases 150 to 827 code for a protein of 225 amino acids. The record is from RefSeq and is a predicted model, not a curated record. The transcript is spliced from 5 exons.